AUGUCCUCUACGAUGUGUAAGGGCCCCGCCGUCCCCGGGCCCGAUUUCUCUGCAUUUCAGCGCCUCCUCAAGCCUCUAUUUCCUGGGGUAAAGAUCCAAAACAUACGGUUACUCGAAGGCCAUUCACACCCGCUCCAUUUUCUCCAGUUAUCAAAUGGUUUGGAGCUUGUCCUUAAGGCUCGCCCGCUGCUCUCGACACCGGUCCUCCGCCAUGAACGAUAUAAUCUAGAGACAGAGGCUGCAGUUCUCUCUUUACUAUCGCAAAGCAAAAUAGACGGGAUCCCCAAACUUAGCAAAGUCGAAAACCCAUCUAUACCUCAACGCACCUCGUAUCUUCUCAGACACUCUAUUCGCGGAUUGCCACUUUCUGAAAUAGACGUUUCUUUAUCAGUAGAUGAGCAAAAAGGCAUCGACAGACGUGUGAGCGCCACUUUGAACUUGAUAGCACAGCACACCUCUUCCCAGUUUGGGCUUGUACACAAUGUUGCGUCCGGAGCUGGAUGUCGGACUUGGAAGCAGGCCUUUUUAGCAUUACUCGAUUCUCUCAUCUGGGAUGCAGAAAAUCUCUUUAUAUCAUUACCAUACCCUGAAAUUCGACAGCAUGCAAUGCGACUCUCUGCGUGCCUUGACGACGUUAAGCUACCACGCUUAGUCAUUCUUAACAUUGGGCAACCGUCGCAGACCAUAGUUGAUCCAAGAACAAAACGGGUAUCAGGAUUCGUUGACUUCAGCAGCGCUUUGUGGGGAGACCCGCUGAUGGCUGAGAUUUUUGAGUCGGCGUCAUCGGCAUUUCUUGAGGGCUUUCAGUCCGAUAUGGAUGAGAAAUCCGCUCCAAUUCGAUUAUUAUUAUAUUCUUGCUACCACAAUAUUCUCAGAGUUGUCCGACAAUACUAUCGCAACCGUGAAGACGAUGAAGAAUUGACCGCCCGCCGGGCUUUGACAGCUCGACUCGCCAAAUUAUCGACUCUAGAAUUCCCAUAA
Molecule: messenger RNA, 981 nt
Organism: Ophidiomyces ophidiicola
Lineage: Eukaryota; Fungi; Ascomycota; Eurotiomycetes; Onygenales; Onygenaceae
Exons: 2
Coding region: 1-981 (326 amino acids)
Source: RefSeq, a predicted model, not a curated record